GUACGCGCCAGUGUGAGUACGCGCCUCCGCUCUCUCAAACUUUCUUUCCCUGAUAACUUUCACUUUUUUCUCUUGUAUUCCCUGGCAGCGGAGGGAUGGUCUUUUGAAGGAGAGGUUACACCCAGGCAACUGAACACUUUUCACCUUGGAAACUCCACGAGGCGCACUGAUAACUUUGAGCAGGAUCUACAGAGUGUGAAUGGGGGCACUUGGGGAGACUUUUACGCAUCGAUUUAACUGACGCAAACCCUUUUCCCCUUCUCAAUGGCCAGGUGGCGUUCAAAGGAGAAUCUACAGCUGCGCGUUAAACUUUUGUAAACUUUUCUCCAACAGCGGACUUACAGCGGACUUCUCAACCACUUUUCAUCGCUUUUUUUUUUGGAAUCUUGCGCCUUUUAUGCCUUUUCCCUUGUGUUUGGAAAUAGCUGAAUACUUGGAUAGGAUGCCUGGGAGCGGACAGGAGACGCGGACAUCGCUCUGCUGGCUUCGGGCUCUUGUUGGUGCGCUGCUGCUGUGCGCCGUCGCCGUGGAUGGAUGCCCACACAAGUGCAGCUGCUCCGGCUCACAUGUGGACUGCCAGGGGCUGGGCUUGAAGACAGUGCCCAAAGGGAUACCCAGGAACGCAGAAAGACUGGACUUAAACCGGAACAAUAUCACAAGAAUCACCAAAGUGGACUUCUCCGGCCUCAAAAACCUCAGGAUUCUUCACCUGGAGGACAACCAAAUGAGUGUUAUCGAAAGAGGAGCCUUCCAAGAUCUCAGACUUCUGGAGAGACUUCGGCUGAACAGAAACCGCCUUCAGUUCCUCCCAGAGCUGCUCUUCCAGUCCAACCCCAAACUGGGCCGGCUAGACCUGAGUGAGAACCAGAUCCAGGCUGUUCCCAGAAAGGCAUUCCGUGGGAUCACCAAUGUCAAGAACCUGCAACUGGACAGCAACCACAUCAGCUGCAUUGAAGAUGGAGCUUUCCGAGCGCUGCGCGAUCUGGAGAUUCUCACUCUCAACAACAACAACAUCAGCCUCAUCCCUCUGUCCAGCUUCAACCACAUGCCCAAGCUGCGGACCCUGCGACUGCACUCCAACAAUCUCCACUGUGACUGUCACCUCUCCUGGCUCUCUGAUUGGCUACGAGCCAGGAGAGGGCUGGCCCCCUUCACACAGUGCAUGUCCCCCGCCCACAUGAGAGGCCUGAAUGUCCCGGACGUCCAGAAGAAGGAUUUCGUCUGCAAUGGUCCAGCUCAGACCGAGUCCAAACCAUGUCUUCCUCCUGUGGCCGUGUGUCCGCCGAGCUGCAGCUGCAACAACAACAUCGUGGACUGUCGCCGCAAAGGUCUGACGGAGAUUCCUGCCAAUCUGCCAGAGGGCAUUGUGGAGAUCCGUUUGGAGCAAAACCUGAUUAAAAGCGUUCCACCAGGAGCCUUCACUGCCUAUAAGAAGCUCAAGAGAAUCGACCUGAGUAAGAACCAGAUUUCUGACAUUGCUGCCGAUGCGUUCAGUGGCCUACGAUCCCUCACUUCACUGGUGCUGUAUGGCAACAAGAUCACAGAGCUGCCCAAGGGACUGUUUGAUGGACUGGCCUCCUUGCAGCUGUUGUUGUUGAAUGCAAACAAAAUAAACUGCCUUCGGGUCAACACCUUCCAAGACCUCCAGAACCUCAAUCUGCUGUCUCUCUAUGACAACAAGCUGCAAACCAUCAGCAAAGGACUGUUCGCCCCACUGCGCGCCAUCAAGACUCUUCACCUGGCUCAGAAUCCAUUCAUGUGUGACUGUCACCUGAAGUGGUUGGCUGAUUACCUCUUUGACAACCCCAUAGAGACGAGUGGAGCACGCUGUAGCCAUCCCCGAAGACUGGCCAACAAACGCAUCAGCCAGGUCAAAGGCAAGAAGUUCAGAUGCACAGGUCAGGAGGACUACCGCAGCCGGCUGAGUGGAGAGUGCUUCCAAGAUUUGGUGUGUCCAGAAAAGUGUCGCUGUGAAGGCACUGUGGUGGACUGCUCCAAUCUCAAACUGACCCGUCUCCCCCCUCAUAUACCGGAACAUACCACUGACCUGCGGUUAAACGACAAUGAGAUUGCUGUUCUGGAGGCGACAGGAACAUUCAAGAAGCUGCCAAACUUGAGAAAGAUUAACCUGAGCAACAACAAGCUGCGGGACAUUCGUGAGGGAGUGUUUGAUGGAGCAGGUGGAGUUCUGGAGUUGCUGCUGACCGGGAACAAACUGACCGGGCUGCAGGGACGCAUGUUCAGAGGACUCACUGGCCUCAAAACACUGAUGCUGCGUAGCAACCAAAUCAACUGCAUCGACAACAGCACGUUCACCGGUCUGAGCUCUGUGCGUCUUCUGUCUCUGUACGACAACCGGAUCUCCAGCAUUGCCCCAGGAGCCUUUUCCACCCUUCACUCCCUCUCCACCAUUAACCUCCUGUCCAACCCUUACGUGUGCGACUGUCAUUUGGCGUGGCUGGGGCAGUGGCUGAAGAAGACCAGAGUAGUGAGUGGAAAUCCUCGCUGUCAGAAACCAGCAUUCCUCAAGGAGAUCCCCAUUCAAGAUGUGGCCACUCCGGACUUCACAUGUGAUGGUACGGAGGAUAACGGCUGCCUCCCCUCGGCUGGUUGUCCGGAUGCCUGCACGUGCUCAGAUGGCGUGGUGCGCUGUAGCAACAGAGGGCUGCACUCUCUGCCCAAGGGCAUUCCCAAGGACACCACUGAACUAUAUCUGGAAGGCAAUAUGCUGACAUCUGUGCCCAAGGAGUUAUCGUCUCUCAAACAGCUGUUAUUGGUGGACCUGAGCAACAACAGCAUCAGCAUGUUGGCCCCAUACACCUUCAGCAAUAUGAGUCAGCUCGCCACACUUAUUCUGAGUUACAACCAGAUUCGAUGCAUCCCGGUUCAUGCUUUUGACGGACUGAAGUCUCUACGUUUACUAACCCUCCAUGGUAAUGACCUUUCAACUAUCCCAGAAGGAGCUUUCAACCACCUCACGUCGCUGUCCCACCUUGCUCUUGGAGCCAAUCCUUUGUAUUGCAAUUGUGAUCUGCGAUGGCUGUCUCAGUGGGUUAAGGCUGGUUUUAAGGAGCCUGGCAUUGCGCGCUGCACUGGACCUCCCGACAUGGCUGACAGGUUGCUGCUCACCACGCCACUGAACAGGUUCCAGUGCAAAGGUCCAGCUGACAUUAGCCUGAUGUCCAAGUGUGCACCCUGCCUGGCUUCUCCCUGCCAGAACAAUGGGACGUGUGUCUCUGAUGCCGCUGGAGUGUACCACUGCACCUGUCCCUAUGGGUUUAAGGGUCAAAACUGUGAAAUUCCCAUCAACGCCUGUGUUAGCUUCCCCUGCGCUAAUGGAGGAACCUGCCACAUCGAGCCAGGAAUAGAGGACCAUUUCAGCUGUGUGUGUCUACCGGGAUUCGAAGGCCAGCGAUGUGAGAUAAACCCAGACGACUGUGAAGACAACGACUGUGAAAACAACUCCACCUGUGUCGAUGGAGUCAACAACUACACUUGCCUAUGUCCACCCAACUACACAGGUGAUCUUUGUGAAGAAGUGGUGGACCAUUGCCUGCCAGGAUUUGAUCCCUGUCAGCAUGACUCCAAGUGCCUCCAGGUCGGCCGCAGCUACAGGUGCGAGUGUUUGCCUGGUUACAUUGGCCAGCGCUGUGAGCAGGACUAUAACGACUGCCUGGAGAACAAGUGUCAGCACGGGGCAGAGUGUGUGGACGCAGUGAACGGUUAUACCUGCAUCUGCAAAGAGGGCUUCAGUGGGCUGUUCUGCGAGAACCCUCCACCAAUGAUCUUGCUUCAGACCAGCCCAUGUGACCAGUCCGAUUGCCAAAACGGUGCCCAGUGCCUGGUGGUUGCUGAGGAACCCGUCUGCCGCUGCAUGCCGGGUUUCUAUGGCAAUAAAUGCGACAAGAUGGCCACCGUUCACUUCCUCGGAAGAGAUGCAUAUGUGGGGUUGCCAAGUAUGAAGCUCCCCUCCAGAGUUCAUAUUUCUUUACAGGUGGCCACUGAAAAGGACAAUGGCGUUUUGCUGUAUAAAGAGGACCAUGACCCUCUGGCUCUGGAACUGUACCAGGGACAUAUACGACUCAUCUAUGACAUCGCAAGCUAUCCACCAACCACUGUGUACAGUGUGGAGUCUGUGAAUGAUGGCCUCUUUCACACUGUUGAGCUCCUCAUUCAGGACCGCUCCCUAAGCCUGGUAGUGGACAAUGGCGCCCCCAAGAGCAUGAGCAAACAGGCUCCGCCAUCUGUGGACCAUAGCACUCAGCUAUAUAUUGGAGGUGUGCCAUCACAGGUGGUGGCCUCAGGUUUGCGACCAGGUCCAGAUCGCUCGCCCCAGACUUUUAAUGGCUGCAUUCAUAAUAUUCAGAUCAACGGGGAGCUGCAAGACUUGAGCUACCAGAGCACAGGUGGAGGACAGCAAGGAGUUGAAAGCAAAGUCAAUGGUGUCCUUCCAGGCUGCCAUUCGUGCAGUGUGUGUGCCCAGGGUGCAUGCAGAGAAGGAGGAGAGACAGGUGUGACAUGUGACUGUCCCCCGGGACGCACUGGGUCCUUAUGUGAUCAAACAACUACCACUCCAAGCCUCUGUCAGAACCACAGAUGUGUUCAUGGUGUGUGCGUGCCAAAAGGACAGUCGUACAGCUGUCAGUGCAGUGAAGGCUACCAGGGACAGUACUGCGAUCGGCGACAGGAGCCUCCGGCCUGCAGGGGGCGCCGCUGUGGCCAUGGAGAGUGUCGAGUAACUGAGACUGGAGAACCGGCGUGCCAGUGUCAGCCAGGAUACACUGGACCCACAUGUGACACAGAAUUGACGUGUCAGGGGGAGAUGGUGAGGGAGCAGCUGAAGCGACACCAGCCCCUAAGAACAUGCACAUCCACCAGUAAAAUCCCCCGCAUGGACUGCCCCCGAUCCUGCCAGGCCACAGCGCCCCCUGGUGUUUGCUGCGGAGUGACAAAGAGUAGGAAGCGAAAGGUGGUUUUCCGCUGCACUGACGGCGCCUCGUACUCAGAAGAGAUGGAGACAGCUCUGGAGUGUGGCUGCUCCAAGUGCCCGUUGUAACAGCACUGUUUAUUUCUACACUCGCCGCUGCCAUUUUGUGAACUGUCCCUAAUCUUCUUCACACUGAACACUGCGCUUCUGUUCUUCUCCAUGUUCAUAUUGACCAGUGCCAAAUUGCUGCCAGGAGAAACCACAACUAAACAAUGGGACAUGUGUGCGUGUUUUUUGACAGAGGAAAUCUAUUGUAAAAUAUAUGUGAGAAAACAUAGAACUUAUUUUUAUUAUGGACUGAGUUGUUAUUUUAAUGUUGAUUAUGUUAUGUGUUACAUAGUAUGAAACAAUAUUUUGUAAGAAUAAAAAGUAUAUUGCUAAUAGAUUAACAUUCUUAAAACUAUAUAAUUUUAUAUGUUUGUAUAAAUCUUUUAAGUACCUAAUCCAUUGAAUUUUGUAUUUUGCAUGAUAUUAACGUGCGUGACAACAUGCGGGAGGCUUUGGACUUCAUCGGUUGCAAAAAAAAGAACAGGUGCCACACCAUCAUUUCCUUCACAUUUUGGAGACUAAAAAGCCGUGUUCACUGGCUUUACUUCCAUGGACCUUCAAAUCACUGAGAAAGACUCUUUUCAUAGAGAUGAUAAACAAGGUGUUUUAAUGUCCUCCGCUUACAGUCUGAUACAGACAUGUUUGCAGUUCACCUGACACCACAUGUACCUCACUUGUGUGUACAGUACAACUGAAUAAUUAAGGAAAAUUAAACCCAAUUCAGAAAAGUUGGCAUAAAAAGUACAAGUUCACUUAACAAUUCUCUAAAUAAUGUAUUAAACCAAAGCUAAAACAAAAUGUGCCUAAUUGAGUCGUAUAUUCACCAUUAGGUGCCUUAAUUGUAAAGUAUCUGUAUAUUGAUAAUACAUAUCAAUUGCAUCAACUUGUCCAUAAAUGUGAAAAGGCAGUGAGAGCAAAAUCUCUUUGUAUCUGUAUUUUGUCUUGUUUUGUAUACCCGUAUAUCAUGACCCUUCAGUGUUCUCUUUAAGUUAAAAUCUCCCCAAAUCAUGCACAAAUCCUACCGGACAAACCUUAAAAUAUUUUAGGUACAAGAGAGAAAAUGUGUCAUUUUUGUAGCUGCUGCUAAUCUGUCUGGGUGAAAACUUAUAUGAGAGGAAACAGAUCCAAAACUCCAAAAAUGAACAAAAUUAUUUUUGCCUGUCGCGUCUCGCCUUAAUGUUAUUUUAUGAUGUGGAUUGGAUACAUAUUGAAUGUAUAAAAAUUAAACCACCAACUAAAA
Messenger RNA from Periophthalmus magnuspinnatus, 6275 nucleotides. It is a transcript of the gene slit3, whose product is annotated as slit homolog 3 (Drosophila). Gene Ontology annotation, molecular function: calcium ion binding; heparin binding; Roundabout binding. The record is from RefSeq and is a predicted model, not a curated record. Gene Ontology annotation, biological process: axon guidance; negative chemotaxis. Bases 398 to 5056 code for a protein of 1552 amino acids. The transcript has 38 exons. Lineage: Eukaryota; Metazoa; Chordata; Actinopteri; Gobiiformes; Gobiidae.